Dracunculus medinensis (Guinea worm) is the source of this 2133-nucleotide messenger RNA. NCBI's taxonomy places the organism in Eukaryota, Metazoa, Nematoda, Chromadorea, Rhabditida, Dracunculidae. The record is from the annotation of a GenBank genome assembly.
AUGCCAAAAAAACUUGGUAAAUUUACAAAUUUUAAUAUAUCGAAAAGAAAUUUAAUGUUUAAAUUGAGCAAUGAACAACCGCAUCGAAUUGUUGGAUAUUAUGUUCUCCUUCCAGAUUUACCUGAUCAAACUAUUCAGAAUAAUAUUUUUUUGGCAAACAUUGCAUCAAAUAGUGAUUGGCCAGCACUUAAUUCCGCUACGCCAAAGGAGGUGUACGAAGGUACAUUGAGAAUGAUUAUGGAAUAUGUAAAAGAAGAAGAACAAACUUUUGAAACUGUUGUUGAACCGCUUUUAGAGGAAGAAUGGGAAAUAAAUUACGCAUACCAAGCACUUAUGUUAAGAAUGUUUACAAAAUGGCCGAUUUGUGCAAAUUUCGAAUUUCAGUCUGAUUUGCAUCAUAUUCGACUUUUUUUUGCCCAUAGUAUCAUGGAGAAACUAACGAGUCAAGUUUUUCGGAAUGCAUUGAAGAAUAUAUAUGAUAAGCGCGAUAAUCUUAAUGAAUGGCAAAUUAGAUUAUUAGAAUAUUACUUAUUAGAAGCAAAAGCGAAUGGCAUUGAUCAAGAUGAUAAGAAGAGUCGAAAAUUGGUCGAAUCUUGGUCACGUUUCGUUCAUGAAUAUCGCACAAAAUAUCUUAUAAAUAUUCUGGCAACAAAUGAUCGUUUAAUGUAUACAAUUAAGAAUAAAGCAGAUCUAAUAGAUGCUCCUCCUCACAUCCUAAAAACUCUCGCUAUUGAACCAUUAGAAUAUGAAAAAGGACCAUGGCGUGUACGAUUAGCACCAUCUUCUGUCAAUGCUUUCAUGCAGUACUGCAGAGAUCGAUCCUUGCGUUUCGAAACUUGGGAAAGAUGGGCUUCAUGCGCAAGUUUUCAUCAGGAUUAUUACAACAAUUCAAUCAAUAUUGAAGAAAUAAGGCAUAACAAUGAAGGUUUGGCGAAAAUCUUAGGAUACUCUUCAAUUGCGGAGCACAGGUUAGCAAACAAAAUGGCUGGGACUAUUGAAACAGUUCGAGAUUUUAUUACAUCGCUUCGUCGACGCAUGCGUCCAGUUUAUUUCGAUCGUAUGGAGUCAUGGACUUCUUACGCGAUGUCUAAAGAAAAUUUUUCCGGUCAAAUUCAGCCAGCCGAUCUAUUUUACAUUUGUAGAAAAGAGGCUGAAUCGCACUUCGGUUAUACCUUUCUUGACAUUUCGGAAACAGCAUUGGAACGAUGUCAUACCGACGUAAGGAUUUAUUCCGUCGACGAUAUGAUUUCCGGUCGUAAGCAUCUUGGUCGCCUAUAUGUUGACCCAUUUGAUCGAAUAAAUAAACGUGGACAUUGGAGUACAUUGCUUGGAAGAGCUCCUUCUGAAUCUCGUGGUUUGGAUAAAAUUGUUUAUCUAUUCGGUGCAGCCGAUGCUCCUAAAUCAGAUUCUUCUUCUCCUCUUCAUUAUCUACAACUUCAACAGUUGCUAUUUUACACUGGCCGUGCAGUGCAAUUGCUUUUAUCAGAUGCUCCUUACAGAGAUUUAAUGGUGCCGUGGCCACCUAUGUAUGCUGCAGACUGGGAUGCCGUUGAUAUGCUUCCUUUCUUCAUUUAUAAGCCAAAACUCUUGUGGGCUCUUGCUUCAGAAAAUGAAAAAACAGGUAUUCCAUUUGCUGAGGCCCAGGCUGAUUCCGUAUCACAUGGUCUUGCUCGUGGAACACUAUGGGAAUCGUAUAGGACUUUAUUUUGGGCUGAUUUUGAUCUUACUUUGUUCGAAAUGGAAGAUAGAAGGAAGAAAUUUUGGCUGGAUUUGUAUCGUGAAAUGUACAAAGAUUAUUUUCCAUUCAAGAUGAAUAGAAAUGAUUAUCAUCCGUGUUCAUUUACUCCAAUAAUGGGUUCACCCCCCUAUAUGAGUAUGUAUUACAGGAAGCUUUGGGUUGAGAUGUUGGCACUAGACUUACAUGAAGCAUUUGAUAACGAGAACGACGUAAGCGCCACUGGGGAACGAUUGAAAAAUACUAUAUUAAUCCAUGGUGCUAAAGAUUUACAAAGCGAGUUAUACAGACAGUUUCAGGGAAGGGACCCAAGUAUUGGAUCAAUGAUUGAUUUCUACGAUCCGCCAGCAUAUUACGACUACAACAGUGGCAGAGGAACAGCCACAUUUGGCUUUUAG